Penicillium mononematosum is the source of this 1074-nucleotide messenger RNA. RefSeq lists its product as uncharacterized. The record is from RefSeq and is a predicted model, not a curated record. NCBI's taxonomy places the organism in Eukaryota, Fungi, Ascomycota, Eurotiomycetes, Eurotiales, Aspergillaceae. Bases 1 to 1074 code for a protein of 357 amino acids. The transcript has 7 exons.
AUGGUGGUCACCGCAGAAAAUCUUCACGAUGACAAGGGCCCUAAGAUCCUGGCUCUAGGGUUUACAUCCGACUCAAAGUUGCUGCGCAACUUUGGUAUGGAUGAUUAUUUGAUUGUGGCUUCUAUGAUAUUGGGGCUUGCAUACUGCGCAAUCUCUACAGUAGGCGUGGGUGUGGGCUUUGGAAAACAUGCCCAGUACUUGACUAUGGACAAACUGGAGAUGGCCAUUCUGCUCAAUACAGUCAGCUUUUUGUUUGGGAUUCUUUCCUUCACUCUUCCCAAGAUUGCUGUGACGUCCAUGUUGACCCGGAUCUUGAACCCCAAGCCAAUGCAUAAGACAAUAUUGUGGGUGAUGGUUGGAACCGCAGCCGUCGUGUCUAUUAUCUGCAUUAUAAUCUUGUUCACAAUGUGUGAUCCAGCAGAGGCAUUGUGGAAGCCCAGACUCGUCGCAGCAGGCGCUAAGUGCAAGAGUACAACGAUGCUCAUUGACUAUGCUAUCUUCACUGGAGCGGUCUCCGCUGUUGUUGAUCUAUCUCUGGCCAUUUAUCCGACCACCAUCUUGUUGAAACUCCAAAUGUCUCUACGAAAGAGAAUUGCGCUAUGUGCUGCUUUAGGGCUUGGUUCAAUUGCUUCUGCAAUGGCGAUUGUCAAGUGUACCCAACUGCAUGGACUUGCCGACAAAUCCGACUAUACAUACGGUACUGCCGACCUUGUCAUGUGGACCAAUAUUGAGGCCGACGUCGUCGUUAUAGCAUCGUGCAUUCCCACCUUACAACCACUCCUCGAAAUCAUUCUUGGCAAACGAGCCAUGGGCUCCUACAGUCAAGGAAAGAGCGAUCAGUUCAAAAACAGCAGCAAUUUCCCUUCCUCAUUCCAUCGAUCCAAGCAGUCAAAAACGCACGACGACCUUGGCUUCACCAACAUCGACAACCAAGAGAGUCAGGAAAGCAUCCUUCCCACCGAUGACCAAGGGAAGAAUAGUCACCCUCUGGGACAUAUACACCGCAAAGAUGAUGUGAUUGUGGAAUACGAGUCAUCUCCACCAAAAUCAGGGCCGGGAUAUACCCCUUGGUGA